Papilio polytes (common Mormon) is the source of this 1366-nucleotide messenger RNA. It is a transcript of the gene 128up, whose product is annotated as GTP-binding protein 128up. Gene Ontology annotation, biological process: cytoplasmic translation. The record is from RefSeq and is a predicted model, not a curated record. The transcript has 7 exons. The coding region runs from base 150 to 1253 and encodes 367 amino acids. Gene Ontology annotation, cellular component: cytoplasm. NCBI's taxonomy places the organism in Eukaryota, Metazoa, Arthropoda, Insecta, Lepidoptera, Papilionidae. Gene Ontology annotation, molecular function: GTPase activity; GTP binding.
UACUCGGCGCUCCGAUCUGUCGGCGAAAAGGAAGAUUGUCACGCUUUCUUUCUAUGUUUUCUAUUUAUUACGUGUAGCAAUUAAGAAAAAACAUUUUUUCUCAUAUUCUUUUUAGAAUUUCACUCUAACUCUAAGACAAUACUAACAAGAUGAGUACUAUAUUAGAGAAAAUUGCCGCUAUCGAGUCUGAGAUGGCUCGGACACAAAAAAAUAAAGCAACCGCGCUUCAUUUGGGUAUUCUGAAAGCAAGAUUAGCUAAAUUGAGACGAGAAUUAAUUACUCCUAAAGGCGGUGGCGGCGCUACUGGUGAAGGUUUCGAUGUUGCCAAGACUGGAGAUGCUAGAAUUGGUUUUGUAGGAUUUCCAUCAGUAGGGAAGUCCACUUUGCUCUCUAACCUCGCUGGGGUGUAUUCAGAAGUAGCGGCAUAUGAAUUUACAACAUUAACAACUGUGCCAGGUUGUAUCAAGUAUAAAGGCGCUAAAAUACAGCUUCUUGAUCUUCCUGGUAUUAUCGAAGGUGCUAAAGACGGCAAAGGUAGAGGUCGUCAAGUGAUAGCAGUCGCCCGCACUUGCAGUCUCGUAUUCAUCGUGUUAGAUGUCCUCAAGCCAUUGCAGCACAAGAAACUAUUAGAACAUGAGUUGGAAGGCUUCGGGUUGCGGUUAAACAAACAACCUCCAAACAUUCAUUUUAGGAAAAAAGAUAAAGGAGGAAUUAAUUUGAAUAUUACUUGUCCGCAAUCAGAACUGGAUAUAGAGGCAGUAAAAACAAUCCUAUCGGAAUACAAAAUACAUAAUGCAGAUAUCACUCUCCGAUACGACGCGACCAGUGACGACCUCAUUGAUGUUAUUGAAGGAAACAGGAUUUACGUUCCCUGCAUUUAUCUGCUUAAUAAAAUUGAUCAAAUUAGUAUCGAAGAACUAGAUGUUAUUUACAAGAUACCACAUUGUGUGCCAAUCUCCGCUCAUCAUAAAUGGAAUUUCGAUGAUUUAUUGGAAAAGAUGUGGGAAUAUUUGAAGUUAAUUAGAAUAUACACAAAGCCUAAAGGACAAUUACCUGAUUAUAAUUCCCCCGUUGUACUACAUGCUGAGAAAACUAGUGUUGAAGACUUCUGUAACAAGCUGCAUAGGUCUAUUGUGAAGGAAUUUAAAUAUGCGUUAGUGUGGGGUUCUUCUGUGAAGCAUCAGCCGCAGAAAGUUGGCAUAGAACAUAUCCUGGCAGAUGAAGAUGUUGUGCAAAUUGUUAAAAAAGUUUAAUAUAAUAAAGUGAUUAUAAAACAAAAAUUGAUAUUUUUGAAAAUAAGUGAAGUACGGCAAAAUAUAUACUAAGGGUGAGUUGCACCAUAUCGCCGGUUACCGUUAAAGUUAAA